This is a messenger RNA of Argentina anserina (silverweed cinquefoil), 1751 nucleotides long. Its product is annotated as receptor-like protein 51. NCBI's taxonomy places the organism in Eukaryota, Viridiplantae, Streptophyta, Magnoliopsida, Rosales, Rosaceae. Gene Ontology annotation, molecular function: protein binding. The record is from RefSeq and is a predicted model, not a curated record. The transcript has a single exon. The coding region runs from base 1 to 1317 and encodes 438 amino acids.
AUGGAACCACCGCCAUUACUCCUCCUCACUCUCCUCCACCUCCUCCUCCUCCUCCUCCUCUCCUCCACCACCUUCUCCGCCACCACACCAACCUCCCUCCCCCCAACUCCACCCCCUACUCACUCUCCAACCCCCACCACCACUCCAACUUCACCAUCCUCAAGCUCAAGCUCAUCUCUAGACCCCAAGCAAGUAAGAGCACUCCAAUCGCUCAACAUCCCAACUUCCAAAGACCCAUGCACCCAGCUCCACUCCAACACCACCCUCUGCGACGCAGCCAAGCCCUUCCGCCACCUCCUCUCCCUCACCCUCGCCAACUGCUCCGACGACGUCGCCCUCUCCUUCACCGCCCUCAAGUCCCUCUCCACUCUCCAAUCCCUCCACUUCCUCAACUGCCCCAUUGCCCCUAUCCACAUCCCCUCCGAUCUCGUCUCCUCCCUCCACUCCUUCUCCGCCGUCUCCUCCCUCCGCCGCCUCACCGGCGUCUGGCUCGCCCGCCUCCAGAACCUCACCGAUCUCACCGUCUCCUACGUCCAAGUCAUUGCCUCCGGCCCUUUCGUCAUUCUCGGCAACUUGAAGAAGCUCAGGUCCGUCACUAUCUCCCACGCCAACCUCACCGGAAACAUCCCCAAAUACUUGAAUCUCAACUUGACCCACAUUGACUUUUCCGGUAAUAAACUCCAUGGCAGAAUCCCCAGCUCCGUUACUCUCCUCGAAAACCUCGAAAGCUUGAACCUCUCAUCAAACACGCUAAGUGGUGAGAUACCCACUUCGUUCGGCGACCUCAUUUCUCUCACCAAUGUCUCUCUGUCUUCAAACUCGUUAUCCGGGCUCAUACCCGAGUCCAUUUCCGCCAUUCCGGGUUUAGUUCAUCUUGAUCUCAGUUCGAACCAGCUCAAUGGUUCGAUCCCCAAGUUCCUGUCGGAUAUGAAGAGUUUGAAGCACUUGAAUCUCGCAAACAAUAACUUCCAGGGUGUCGUGCCUUUCAAUGUGUCGUUUAUAAGUAAACUGGAAGUGUUCAAGAUAAGUAGGAACAGCAACUUGUGUUACAAUCAUUCGGUUCUUUCGUCGAAAUUGAAGCUUGGGAUUGCUCCCUGUGAUAAGCAUGGACUGCCAAUGUCGCCGCCUCCGGCGAAAGAGGACAGUUCAGCGGAUGACAGCAGUGAUUCGGAUUAUGAUGACAGUGAUGAAGAUAGUUCGAGUCAGAGUGAUCAUCAUCAUGGGCCAAGUAAGGUUGUUCUUGGUGUGGCAAUUGGGCUUUCUUCCAUUGUGUUCCUCAUAAUUUUCUUGAUUCUUCUAUCAAAGUGGUGUGGAUGAAGUUGAGGUAAUUGAAUGAAUUGUUUGUUGUGAUUAAUUUCAUUGUCUUAGGAGUUUAGAGAUUAGGCAGUAAAGAUUGAAUUUUUGAUUUAAUUUAUUAUACUUGGUGAUGAGGAUGAAGAGUAGAUGAGAAGAGAGUUGAGAGAACAAAAAGGAGGGAGACUGAUCAUUAAUUUGGAGUGUUCUAUUUUUAUCACUUCUCUGAUGGGGUUGUUGCUGGAGGAAAAGAGCAGCUGGUUUUCCAUUAUUACCACUUGAAUGUAUUAUUUCUUUGCCAUCUAUGUAUGUAUUUUUCUUCAAUCACAAGCAUUUACUUUCUGUUCUUUUCCUUUCCCUUUUUCUCAAUUAAGCUUUCUUUUGAGUUUGCUUCUUCUAGCGUGCAAGUCAUUAUAGGAAAAAUUGAAAAAUGAAGAACUUCACCAAUGAGAUUCAGA